This is a messenger RNA of Rhizophagus irregularis DAOM 181602=DAOM 197198, 3249 nucleotides long. RefSeq lists its product as uncharacterized. Gene Ontology annotation, biological process: dephosphorylation. The record is from RefSeq and is a predicted model, not a curated record. NCBI's taxonomy places the organism in Eukaryota, Fungi, Glomeromycota, Glomeromycetes, Glomerales, Glomeraceae. Gene Ontology annotation, molecular function: phosphatidylinositol-3,5-bisphosphate phosphatase activity; phosphatidylinositol-3-phosphate phosphatase activity.
AAAAACAACAACAACAACAAUAAUAAAAAUUAGUAUUUAAAAAAAAACCAAACAAAAAAUGGGAAUAAGUUUUGAAAAUAUAAAACGAAAUCUCCCUCCGGGUCUAGAACUCUUACCUGGUGAAACAAUAGAAAAAUUCUUUGAAAAAUCUAGUUCAAUAAUAUUAUAUGAAGCUACAGUUGAUGGCGGAUUUAUCGAAUGUUAUGGAAACAUUGGUGGAGACUUUUAUAAUUUGGAUGUAAAUAAUGAGCCUACAGUAUUAAUUACCAAUUAUCGAAUUUAUUAUCAACCAUCAAAAAAUAUUUCAAAAUUAUCAUCAUCAUCAUUGUCAUCUUUAGCUGAUGCAAUCCAUCCUCGUGCAAUACAAAUACCGCAUUUAUCCAUCUCACAAAUUGAUGAGUCACAAAAUCAAAUCAUAAUAACGCUAAAAUUUUCCCCAUUAAAAUAUUUAUUUAAAUUUUCUAAAUCAAAACAUAAUAAUACUUUAAAUAAUAAUAGAUCGACAAAUUCUUUAUGUCAUGAUUUUUCUUGUGUUUUAAAAAAAUUUACAAAUCCAAAUAGCAUUGAAAAUGUUUUUGCCUUUCGCAUGGGCGAAAAUGAGAUUAAUAAUAAAAGAGGAAAUCAUGAGAAUGCUGGAAAGAAAAGAGAAUUAACUGAGGCAGAAAAAAUGUUUGAAGAGCUUUUUGAUUCUAAUACUAGUGAAGAUGAAGAUGUAGAAAAUUAUGCUAGAAAUAGGGGUUUAGAUGAAAAUAAAUAUAAAAGAAUUCAAAAGUUGGGUUGGUCUAAAGGUUAUAAUAUUCAAAAAGAAUUUGAGAGGUUGCAAAUGAGUAAAGAUUCUUGGAAUAUUGUAUCUUAUAAUGAUGAUUUUACUUUAUCUCCAACUUAUCCAAAAGAUUUUAUUCUACCUUCUAGAAUUCUUAAAACAGACGCGACUUUUGCUUGUGAAUCAUUUGAUACAAAUGAGGAUUCUUAUGAAGUUUCAACUGCAUUUCAAUCAAGUUCGGAAUUUUUUAGAAAACUUGUAAAUUUUAGAAAAAAUGGUCGUUUUCCUUUAAUUUGUUGGAAAAAAGGUCGUCAUGUAUUAAUGAGAAGUGGUCAACCAAUGGUAUCAAUAUUAGGUUGGAGAGGUCUAGAAGAUGAAUUAUUAAUAAAAGAUGUUCUUAAAGCUAUUAAUGAAGAACAACAACAAUUAAUUAAUAAAAGUAUUUACGCUAAUAGCAAAAAAAAAAUUGGUUUACAAGAAAAAUGUACAAAUACAAAAAUUUGUAUUUUAGAUGCAAGAAGUUAUUCUGCUGCAUUAGGUAAUGGCUUUGCUCGUGGUGGUUAUGAAAAAUGUGAAAAUUAUCCUCCAAAUACUACUUUACAUUUCCUGGGAUUGUCAAACAUUCACGCAAUCUCUUCUUCACAUGCUUCUUUAUUAAAUGCUAUUGCAACUAAUAGCUCAGCUCCUAAAUGGUAUUCCGUAUUGGAAUCUACUGGUUGGUUAGGUCACGUUGCUGAUUUAUUAAAAGCUGCUGGAGGAAAAGAUGGUGUUGUCGGAAAAAUUGUUGAAGAAGAUGCAAGUGUUUUGGUGCAUUGUACGGAUGGAUGGGAUAGAACAACUCAAUUAGUGUCUUUGGCACAAAUAAUGAUGGAUCCAUUUUAUCGUACAAUUAAAGGAUUUCAGGUAUUAAUAGAGAAAGAAUGGAUUGCAAUUGGACACCCAUUUAGAGCACGGGGUGAACUUCCAAAAAAUCUUCGAAACAAUAAUUCUAUAAUUUCAUCCACAGAAGAAAAUUCAUCUUUCAGAUCUAAUCAUCAAGAACCUAUUAUUGUACCAUCAACAUCCGCUCCGGUCUUUCUUUUAUUCUUAACAUGCGUACACCAUUUAUUACAACAAUUUCCACGCGCAUUUGAAUAUAAUGACUUUUUUCUCUUAUGUUUAGCAAGAGCUGCAGCAGGAAAUUCACCUUAUGGAGAUUUUCUUUGUAAUUCUGAAUGUGAAAGAGAAUAUGUGCAAUUAAGGGAAAGGACAAAAAGUAUUUGGACAUGGGUUAGAGAACACAAAGCAUGGUUUAGAAAUACUGGUUAUGAUCCAAAGAUUAGAACUUAUGAUCCUAUUAAUAUUUGGUUAGAUAAUAAGUGGAAGAAAGAUGUAUUGAGACCGGAUACAGGAGCAAGAUUAAUCACUUUAUGGACUGAAUAUUAUUUUCCAAAAGAUGACUUUUCUAUAACGUUAUUAUCUACACCUCCAGGUUGCGAAAGACCCUUUUCAAAUGGAUUAAUAUCUGAUCACUUAUCUGAUUUCGAUUUAAUUAGAUUGUUAAUGAAAAGAAAAGAGAGGAGAAUCGCUGAAAAGGUUUGGAGAACCUGGAGAUCUUUUGUAUUAGAAAAGAAAAGCAAAUCAGCGAUUAAUAAGAAAGAUCAUGAUGAUGUUAUGUCAUGUAAUGGAGAAAAUGAUGAAAUAGAUAUUGAAUUGAUCGGAUCUUCAGUUUUGCGAGAUAGUUAUAAUUUGUUACCAGAAAGUUCAAAUAAAUCAAAUAAAUCGGUCCUAGAAAGGCGAACUCAAGAUAGGAAUAAGAUUGUUAAAAAUAAUUCGGAGUCAAAAUUCCUUUUAGUUAUGCCUCCAGAAAAACCAAGCUUUAAUAAAAAUUAUUUAAACACACUUUCUCCAGCUUCUUCUUCCACCUCUUCUUCAAUAUAUCUUUCAUCAAGUGAAUUAUUACCAGCAAAGGAAGAUUAUUUUUCAGAAGAAGAACGAAAACCUGUUUAUCCCAUAAAUGGGGAAGAUGAAAGUCCAUCACUUUCGCAACAACAAUGGGUUUAUUUAUGUAAACAUCAUCAAAAAAUUGAUGAUGAUUCAAUAGAUUUAUCACAAAAGUUGGCAGAAUUACUAAAAGAAGCUCAAUCAGAAGAUCAUUAUUUAUGUCAAAGUAAAUGUCAUGAUUCGAAAGUUAUAGUUGAUUUAUUAAAAGAAGCUCAAUUCGAUAAUUCUUUAUUACCAACAUCAAGAACUCGACAGCAAACAAAUAUAUCAACUAAUACAACCCAGAGAAUUACAAGAACUUCAUCCACUUCACCUUCAAGAUCUUGUAGAAGCUCUAUUAUUUGUACAAAUAAUUUUACAGAUUCUAAUCAUAAUUCUAAUGAAAUUAAUUCCAAUAUUAAUAUAAAUUCUAUAGAAAAUAGCCCACCUGAUCUCGAUUUUGUAUUGGUCUAGGUUUUGUUGGGUGGUUUUUCUUUAAAAAUAAAAAAAAAAAAGGUUAAAAA